UAGCGUUUACAACAUAUGGUGGUUCGUAUCAGGAGGGACCCGAAUACCAUACUUUUACAACCUUUACCUAAGUCAUGCAAUGGGAUGUUUGAUGCACAUGAGCUCAUGGUUAUACCGUACAUCAUUAUUCUUGCUUGUUUCCGUUCUCUUCAAACUUACGUGUUCUUUACAAAUACUUAGGCUAGAAGAUUUUGCUCAAAUGCUUGACAAACUAUCUGAUGUGCGUCCUAUAUUGAUUCAACACCUCACCAUCAAAAGAAACCUUCAUGUUAUAAGUCAUAGGUUUCGCGUAUUCAUUCUAUUGACAUUGAUACUAGUCACAGCCAGCCAGUUUGCAUCUUUGCUUGUUACAACCGUGGAGGGUUCAAUUGUCAAUAUAUCUACUUCUGGUGAACUUGCACUAUGCUCUGUUACACUUGUGCUUGGUUUAUAUAUAUGCCAACGCAGUGCAGCAAAGAUCACACACAAAGCUCAAUCAUUGACAAGCUUGGUGACCAAAUGGCAUGUAUGUGCAACCAUGGAAUCCCUCUCUGACAUGAGCAUAACUGAUGAGACUCGGAGGCCUAGCGUUAUUCCAUCAAUAGUUGAUAUGGGUUUAGAAAAUGAGAUAGCAGAUGAUGACGACGAACUAGACAAUACAAAGCUCAUUCCAGUUUAUAAGCAUACUGCCUCAUACCAGCAAAGACAAGCUUUAGUGACAUAUUUUGAGAACAAUGAAACUGGGAUUACAGUAUACGGGUUCAUGUUAGAUAGGACAUCUAUCAACACGGUCUUUGCAAUUCAGUUGUCUCUUGCCCUUUGGAUAUUGGAUAAAACAAUUGGGUUCGCAUAACCAUUCUUCUUCUUGUAAAAAACAUGAAAAUAUAAUGUGUGUACAAUGGAAUGUCAUGGUUCUGAAGAAUGGGUACUUCUAUCUUUCAAGUAUGUAUAUAUAUGCUACUUGCAAGAAAUCUAACUUCUUGGACUAGCUGCUUCAGAUUUGGGUGUUGCACAAUUUACUUGUGGCGUGCUUCAUAGACAGUUGCAGCCUUAUAUAGUUGAUGUCCUCGAUCUUGGACUAAUGAAUUCGAAUAUGGAUCUGCUUGGAAUCAAGAAGUCACUAGCAUGACAAUCUUGGAAGGUACUACCAGAAAUUAUCCUUUUUACCUGAUUUAAAAUUGGGACUUGUCCCAACUCCCAGCACAAAAGAAGACAUGAAGAUGAGAACAAAGAGAGAUUCGAACAAGAUGAUGUAUGAAGUCUACAGAUGGCCAAGAGCACAAAGUGAAGUUAAAUAUUUGGGACCUUGGAACAAAGAGGGAAUCACUUCAGUGCCCGGUAUGGUGGUAUUCAUAAAAGUACGUAUGAGAGAUUUGACAGUGAUCCUAUACUCAUCAUGGACAUUAGUCGACCAAUGUUCUAAGCUGAUCUUCCAAAAAAAUAAAAAAUAAAAAAAUAAGGUCAAAGUAGUCGAAGGCAGAUGUCCAACUAAUAACCUAGUUUCCAAAUAGGUGACCU
Erigeron canadensis is the source of this 1497-nucleotide messenger RNA. RefSeq lists its product as uncharacterized. The record is from RefSeq and is a predicted model, not a curated record. NCBI's taxonomy places the organism in Eukaryota, Viridiplantae, Streptophyta, Magnoliopsida, Asterales, Asteraceae. The transcript is spliced from 3 exons. Bases 80 to 832 code for a protein of 250 amino acids.